This is a messenger RNA of Galeopterus variegatus (Sunda flying lemur), 2942 nucleotides long. Its product is annotated as follistatin-related protein 5. The transcript has 4 exons. Gene Ontology annotation, biological process: regulation of BMP signaling pathway; multicellular organism development; cell differentiation. The annotation marks the transcript as partial. NCBI's taxonomy places the organism in Eukaryota, Metazoa, Chordata, Mammalia, Dermoptera, Cynocephalidae. Gene Ontology annotation, molecular function: protein binding. The record is from RefSeq and is a predicted model, not a curated record.
GAUGAAGUCUGUCCCAAAGCUGAAGGGGAUGAAGUUCAGCGGUGUGUGUGGGCCUCGGCAGUUGAUGUCAAAGACAAGUUUAUUUAUGUGGCGCAGCCAACUUUGGACAGAGUCCUUAUCGUUGAUGUGCAGUCCCAGAAAGUUGUUCAGGCAGUGAGCACAGAUCCUGUCCCAGUUAAAUUACACUAUGACAAAUCACAUGAUCAAGUUUGGGUGCUAAGCUGGGGCACCAUGGAGAAGACUUCACCAACACUACAAGUAAUAACUCUGGCCAGUGGGAAUGUGCCUCACCACACGAUCCACACCCAGCCAGUGGGAAAGCAAUUCGACAGAGUGGAUGAUUUUUUCAUUCCCACCACAACGCUCAUUAUCACCCAUAUGAGGUUUGGAUUUAUUCUUCAUAAAGAUGAAGCUGCACUACAGAAAAUUGAUCUUGAAACCAUGUCAUAUAUCAAGACAAUUAACUUGAAGGACUAUAAGUGCAUUCCUCAGUCGUUGGCAUAUACACACUUGGGAGGAUACUACUUUAUUGGCUGCAAACCUGACAGCACUGGAGCAAUUCCACCACAGCUCAUGGUGGAUGGUGUAACUGACUCAGUCAUCGGGUUCAAUAGCGAUGUGACAGGCACUCCGUAUGUCUCACCAGAUGGCCACUAUCUAGUCAGCAUUAACGAUGUGAAAGGACUUGUGAGGGUUCAGUACAUUACUAUCAGAGGAGAAAUAGAGGAGGCUUUUGACAUUCACACAAAUCUGCACAUAUCCGAUCUGGCAUUCCAGCCAUCCUUUACUGAAGCCCACCAAUACAACAUCUAUGGUAGUUCAAGCACACAAACCGACGUGCUCUUCGUGGAGCUCUCCUCUGGGAAGGUCAAGAUGAUAAAGAGCCUUAAAGAACCACUCAAGGCAGAAGAAUGGCCCUGGAACCAGAAGAACAGGCAAAUCCAGGACAGUGGCUUGUUUGGUCAAUACCUGAUGACACCUUCCAAGGACUCUCUCUUUAUACUCGACGGAAGACUCAAUAAGUUAAACUGUGAGAUCACUGAAGUUGAGAAAGGAAAUACAGUUGUAUGGGUUGGAGAUGCCUAGGAGCACCAUUAUAUAAUUAUCGAAUGAAGAGUUUUACAGUACAUUGCACUUAAUUCAUUGUUUAAAUUUACAACUUAACUUUCAAACUUUAUGUCCUAGUCAAAGAUAACGUAUUUGGUUGGCCCAAAUAAAACAGAUUGUUUUUGACAAAAACAUUCACAAUCGAAAUUACUGGUUGAUGAGAAAUAUUUAACACAAUAAUUAGUGAGAAAUUACAUCAAUGACAGGAAUCAAAUGUAUAAUUAUUCUUUAAAUCAAUAAAAUAGGUUUUAAAUUCUUAAAAUGACUAAACUGCAGGGAAUUUCAAAUGACUUAAGCAUCAUUUAAUUUUGAGGGUAGUUUAUCUAUUUUUUCUGUCCUUUUAGUAUGCAUAAAUCAGAAAUAAAAUGUGUGUGGAAACUUAAAAUUCUUAAUUUAAAAUAUUCUGUCCCAUCCACUGUUGAUAAUCUUUUGUGCCUUGAAGGGGAUGUCAAAGGAGGAAAAAGAAAGCUAAAAGCUGCAUACUGAAACCUUCAUAGCUAUAAAUCUCGUUAUUAAAAAAUGUUCAACAACUCUUGCACCAAAUCCUGCCUUCAGUCGUUUGUUUAACCCUCAGUGAAAUAUCAUUUGAAGGCAUAAAUUGGCCUUAGGUUUUAUACAGGUGACAAACUCUAUUUGACAUUUACUGUAUAAUCUGCAGCAUGUUAUAGAAAAUGGGGAGGAAGGGAAAAAAUAAUUAUGGUAAAAGUGUUUGCAAUGUAUUAUCUACUGAUUUUGCUUUCAAUCACUAGAGUACAUUAUAUUUUUAAUGAAAGGCUGUCUGGUAUGUCAACUGCUUACAAAAGUUUAGUUUAUUAUCAGCAGAAUAGAUUCUGUCUUUUCACAUAGCCCGGUGUUGCAUCAUCAGGAACUUUCAGUUCUUAAAGAGAAGCAUUGCUUCCAUCUGCUUAGAGUAAAUCGCAUGUAGGAAAAGUAACAUCAAGGCAGAAAAAAUGGCAGAACUGAUGAGUAUUAGUGGCUUAGGAGAAUAAGUAAUAGAAGUUGAAAAAUGGGAGAUAGCCCCACAAUGGUGAGUAAAAAUGUACUUCUCCACCACUUUUGCUAUUUAAAUGUAAUCCAUCAAAGAACUUUAUUCCUAACAAUUUUUCUAAAUGGCUUCUUCUAUUCAACUCCUACAUAAUUCUAAAAUGACCUUCUCACUAACUGUGCUGUAGUUUGAAACCUAACUAAUCCUCUUAUUUGAGACACUGCAGAGAAGUAAAUUUACUGCUUCGUUUUGUUUUUUUUUUUCCCCAAAGGGCAAAAGAGAAAGCCAGUAGAAGGAGAUUAAAACCAGAGUUGGUUUAUUGAAAUAAACAGAUAAUUAUUCAGGAUUAAAGUAAUAGUUUACAUGUUCUGAGAAUUUUUUUUACUUAAUUUAGUUUUUAUUGUUGCUAAAAAUGCUAAUGGGUUGUUGAAAUGACCUCCAUUUACCGAAGGUAAUCCAAUAAGGACUUUUUUAAAUACAAAUUUUGCUCAAGUUUGAAUUGUGUAAAACUGCUUAGAAACCUGAAAUUUUAUAGUGUGUCCUAUCUUAUGUGUAUAUACCAUAAUAAGCUGUGUGAUACAGUAGAUUUCUUCUUAGCUUAAGGAAACAUUAUGGGAAGUAGAUUUAAUAAACAACAAAAAUCAGCUUAUGUUUCUUCUUAUUGAAUCUGCUUUACUUUUUAGCAAUUUUCUCCCUUGUGAACAUGAAUCAUAUAAAGUGUCUGUGACUUAAUGAUUUUAUGUAAGUCUGUCACACACAUCUUUCUUUGGUAGUUUACACCAUGUGGAUGCUCUGUCUGUAGACAUUGCUUGAUAAAAGGAGAAUAAACCUCUUACAUUUUAACCCCUGA